Lontra canadensis (Northern American river otter) is the source of this 2496-nucleotide messenger RNA. RefSeq names its product leucine rich repeat containing 58 (gene LRRC58). NCBI's taxonomy places the organism in Eukaryota, Metazoa, Chordata, Mammalia, Carnivora, Mustelidae. Bases 288 to 1403 code for a protein of 371 amino acids. The transcript is spliced from 4 exons. Gene Ontology annotation, molecular function: protein binding. The record is from RefSeq and is a predicted model, not a curated record.
CCGGGGUUCAAAGGACAAGCGCGCGGCCACCCGGCCUCUGCCCCCGCCGGCACCCCUUCUCAGCGCCGCGCGCCACGCGAAACACAGCCGCCUCCCCCAGCCAAGCGGCGCGCGCACCCUGCCGCCUAGCGUCGCGUGACUCGGCUGGGGCCCGCGGGGUUAGCGCCCGCCCGCGCCACUUCCGACGCAGCCCUCGGUUCAAGUUCCGGGGCGCCGCGGAGCUCCUGGCCUGUGGAUUGCGCGCGAAGCCCUUCGGUUCCGGGGCCAGGGGCCCCGCGGCGGCCGGGAUGGAGGAGGCCGGAGCGGCGGUGGCCACGGCGGGGGAGGCCGAAUUGAACUUGUCCCGCCUCAGCAUGUCCCCGGAGACUGUGGAGUUGGAGCUGGAGGCGCGGGGCGAGGAGCGGCGCGGCGCCCGUGAGGCGCUGCUCCGGCUGCUGCUGCCUCAUAACCGUCUGGUGUCGCUGCCGCGGGCGCUGAGCAGCGGCUUCCAGCACCUCCAGCUGUUGGACGUGAGCGGCAACGCGUUGACCGCGCUCGGGCCGGAGCUGCUCGCGCUGAGCGGCCUGCGCACGCUGCUGGCCAGGAACAACCGGCUCGGCGGGCCCGGCGCGCUGCCCAAGGGCCUGGCCCAGUCGCCGCUCUGCCGCAGCCUCCAGAUGCUCAACCUCAGCGGGAACUGCUUCCAGGAGGUGCCCGCGUCGUUGCUGGAGCUCCGCGCGCUGCAGACCCUCAGCCUGGGUGGCAAUCAGCUGCAGAGCAUCCCGGCCGAGAUCGAGAACUUGCAGAGUUUAGAAUGUUUAUAUCUCGGAGGAAACUUUAUCAGAGAAAUCCCACCAGAAUUAGCAAAUCUGCCUUCUCUAAGUUACUUGGUAUUAUGUGACAACAAAAUCCAAAGUGUGCCUCCUCAGCUUUCACAGUUGCAUUCGCUUCGUUCCCUCAGUCUUCACAAUAACUUGCUGACAUACCUGCCUCGAGAGAUCCUCAACCUUAUUCAUUUGGAAGAGUUGAGUUUGCGAGGAAAUCCAUUGGUUGUUCGUUUUGUUAGAGAUUUAACCUAUGAUCCUCCAACUCUCCUGGAAUUAGCUGCACGGACCAUUAAAAUUCGAAAUAUUUCCUACACUCCAUAUGAUCUUCCCGAGAAUCUUCUUAGAUAUUUGAGCUUAGCCAGCAAUUGCCCGAACCCAAAGUGUGGAGGAGUCUACUUUGACUGCUGUGUCAGACAAAUUAAAUUUGUGGACUUCUGUGGGAAGUAUCGCCUCCCACUGAUGCACUACUUAUGUUCCCCAGAAUGUUCUUCCCCUUGCAGUUCUGCUUCUCACAGCUCCACAUCCCAGAGUGAAUCUGACUCGGAGGACGAAGCUAGUGUCGCUGCACACAGAAUGCAGAAAGUUCUUCUUGGUUGAAAAGAAUGGAGGGUGGUAUGAUACAUGUAAAAGAACUGAGCAAAGGUGAUUGGAAAAGAAAAAGACUUUGAAAUGGUAUCUUCAUCUUGAAUGUCCAUGAAAGAGUUGGAGAUGGUAGAAAAGAUUUUGUAUUUUAUCUUCCCACUCAGCAGGAAUGAGUCCAGUUCCAUGUUUGGAUUCUUUGAAUAUAAUUCACUCUGAAUGAUGGUUUCGAAUAUAGCUGAUUGUUUGCAGUUUUAUUGUUUGCAAUUUUCACUCAAGUUUUGCAUGAAUCACAUGGCACAAUGGAGCAUUCUGAAGAGCAGUGCUAUAAUAAACCAUGAGUGGUGUAACAUGUGACUGUUGAGAUGAAGAAAGAAAUGAUCAGAGCUGUAAUUAUUACCAGAGUUGUCCUUGGGUUUAGACUGAACACUAUGCCUUAACAGGAUUAGCCCUCCCUUCUUGUAUUGCCCCUGUGUCUAGAUUACAGAGCUAUUCACAUAAGCUCACAGAUGGUUGGUUACAUAGGACCUAACCCUUGCUGACCUACUAACUGGUAAAGUAAGGGAUAUAACUUUUAUGUGGGAUUUUAAAACUCUUUAGUUCUGCUCCUUUGUUCUAUAUGAUUGCUGUUUCCUUUCUGUAAUCCAGCAAUGACUGUUAAAGUGCCUUAAUCCUAGCAAGAAUUUAGAAAUUUAUUCAAGUAAUGAUGCCAGAGCAGCCUGUAUAACCUGACAUACUAUGCAGAACACUUUAAAAUAUGCUUUAACAGAAUUAGGUAAACAGCUGUUUAUCUGACAUAAGAGCUCACAGCCACUUUAACUUGAAUUUUUUGUUUAAACAUGAAGUGAUCCGCUUGUAAGGAAAUCACUUUUGCACUUAAUGGGAAGCAAUAGUCUUGAUUAAUCUUUUCAUCAUAAGACAGAAUAAUAGCUUUUGAUUUAAAAAUCUGUCAGACUUCUUUUGACAGAGAAGACAUGUAAGCUUAGAAAGCUUCUUUGUAUCUUGUGUUAAAGGAGUGGGAAAAUGAUUUUAAAAUUUUUAAGUCAUGUCUGACUCCUUUGCCUGUGUGUACUGAUCUGUAACUUUCUCUAUGUUUUAAAGAAAAACUAGA